This is a messenger RNA of Vavraia culicis subsp. floridensis, 411 nucleotides long. RefSeq lists its product as uncharacterized. NCBI's taxonomy places the organism in Eukaryota, Fungi, Microsporidia, Pleistophoridae. The transcript has a single exon. Bases 1 to 411 code for a protein of 136 amino acids. The record is from RefSeq and is a predicted model, not a curated record.
AUGUGUACGUUACAGUUAUUCAUCAGUAUUUGGUAUGGAAAUGUGAUAUUAAAUACCUGGUUGCUUUCCUGCAUUUACUGCCCGUUCAUCUGUUCUACUCCUUUUUUAUUCGAUUUUGAACUUCGCACUAUUCCUAUGGUAAACAUUUUGGCGGCUGUGCAGGUACGAAAGGAUUGGCCUGCCGCACCUCUCACAGACAGCGACAUACGCAUGGAUGACGCACACAAAUUUGUUCGGAUGCAGAUUAAAAACUAUGGUAAAAGCAUCCGAAACGUAAAUAUGGUGCCAGAAAAGCUGAGCUUGGUAUUGACACGUAUGAACACAUCUAUCGGACUAGUUUAUGAUUGCCUUAGGAUAAAUAGGUGCAGUACGAAAGAUAAACCGUGGCGGCCGUUCUAUUUUGUUAUAUGA